AGUCAAGUGUUUUUUUUCCUCACAGUAUUAUGAAUGGGACGUCUGAUAUUUAAUUUUUGUCUCCUACAAGUCAUCAAUUAAGCACGGUCCAUAAGGUGUGGACACAGCGCAUUCUUUUGAACGACCCAAAAAUCCAAGAUGUCUGCGAGCGCCGUUUACGUCUUGGAUUUAAAAGGAAAGGUGCUGGUGUGCCGGAACUACCGAGGCGAUGUGGACAUGUCCGAGAUCGAGCACUUCAUGAGCCUCCUGAUGGACAAAGAGGAAGAGGGCACACUUUCUCCCAUCCUGGCUCACGGUGGAGUGCGUUUCAUGUGGAUCAAGCACAAUAACCUCUACUUGGUUGCUACAUCCAAGAAAAAUGCCAGUGUUUCCUUGGUUUUCUCUUUCUUGUACAAAAUUGUCCAGGUUUUUUCAGAGUAUUUCAAAGAACUGGAAGAAGAGAGCAUCCGAGAUAACUUUGUCAUCAUUUAUGAGCUGAUGGACGAGCUGAUGGACUUUGGUUACCCUCAGACUACCGACAGCAAGAUUCUGCAAGAGUAUAUAACUCAGGAGGGGCACAAACUGGACACGGGUGCCCCCCGCCCUCCCGCCACAGUCACCAAUGCUGUUUCGUGGCGCUCAGAGGGCAUCAAGUACAGGAAAAAUGAAGUUUUCCUGGAUGUCAUUGAGUCGGUCAACCUGCUGGUCAGUGCCAACGGUAACGUUCUACGCAGCGAGAUUGUUGGUUCUAUUAAGAUGCGUGUUUUCCUGUCCGGAAUGCCAGAGUUGCGACUGGGCCUCAACGACAAGGUUCUGUUUGAAAACACCGGACGAGGGAAGAGUAAAUCAGUGGAGCUGGAGGACGUGAAGUUUCAUCAGUGCGUCCGUCUGUCUCGCUUUGAGAACGACCGCACCAUCUCCUUCAUCCCGCCUGAUGGCGAGUUUGAGCUCAUGUCCUACCGCCUCAACACUCAUGUGAAGCCGCUGAUCUGGAUUGAAUCCGUCAUUGAGAAGCAUUCUCAUAGUCGCAUCGAGUACAUGAUCAAGGCCAAAAGUCAAUUCAAACGCCGUUCCACCGCCAACAAUGUGGAGAUCCACAUUCCCGUGCCAACAGACGCCGACUCUCCCAAGUUCAAGACCACAGUUGGCAGCGUCAAGUGGGUGCCUGAGAACAGCGAGAUCGUCUGGUCCAUCAAGUCCUUCCCUGGCGGGAAGGAGUAUUUGAUGCGAGCCCACUUUGGUCUCCCGAGUGUGGAAGCUGAAGAUAAAGAGGGGAAGCCCCCAAUCAGUGUCAAGUUCGAGAUCCCCUACUUCACCACCUCCGGCAUCCAGGUGCGCUACCUGAAGAUCAUUGAGAAGAGCGGCUACCAGGCCCUGCCAUGGGUGCGCUACAUCACCCAGAAUGGAGAUUACCAGCUCCGCACCCAGUAGGCAACGCCUCAGCCGGAUGGGGAUGGAGUCAGGCCGUCAAUCAGCCGCUUGUCUGCAGGUGUCACUCAAGAGACCAUGGGACGGUCUUUUUUUUUUUUUUGUUAAAUGAUCAUUUCAAAUAGUCUAAGGAGGGACGUUUCACAGGAAAGCGUUAUUUUUGUUUUUGCCAACACGGCCGUGUCGAGCAGGAGUCAUGUUUACAUGCGGCGUCAUCCGUAGGUCACACAAGUGUUACAUUCUUUCGCCGUCAUCGCCUCACACACACACACACACACACACACUCACCUCUUUGUUGAUUGUUUGUAUAUAUUAGCUACAUAUCCAUGAGGUCGUAACGUAAGCCAAUUAUUGUCUCUCUGUGGAGCGACGCCAUCAGACUUGCAUAAAAGACAAAUUGUCCUACUCAAGUUGCAUGGAAGUGAUUCCUAACAGUUACAAACCCCUUUCCAUAUGUAUCCCAAACCCUUUAUUAUCAUUAAAUGUAUAUUUAGAGAAAA
This is a messenger RNA of Doryrhamphus excisus (bluestripe pipefish), 1907 nucleotides long. Its product is annotated as AP-1 complex subunit mu-1. Gene Ontology annotation, cellular component: clathrin adaptor complex. Lineage: Eukaryota; Metazoa; Chordata; Actinopteri; Syngnathiformes; Syngnathidae. Gene Ontology annotation, biological process: intracellular protein transport; vesicle-mediated transport. The record is from RefSeq and is a predicted model, not a curated record.